UAUCUUAUAUCCACAAUACAUAGAAACAAUCAUAUACUUUCAAGUAUAAUAAGCUGAAGUGAUGUAUAAAUGUGUAUUUCUUUACUCUGACGUCGGAUGUAAUAUAAAUUUCUUUAAUUUGGGGAAAAUAACUUGUGAAUGUCUAUAAAAACAUUUCUUGCUGCGCAAAAUCAAUGUUUUAUUCUUAAUAUUAUAUUAUUAUAAUAUGACAAUAUUAUUGCAAAUGCCAUAAAACUUCACAGCUAUAUUAGGUUAAAUUAUUUUUAAAAAAUAGUCGUAUAUUCAGUUUCACAAAACAUUAAUUCAAUUAUACAUUUAUCAUGACAAAGCAGAUGUUUGUUUUAGAAAGUUUUUCAGAUAUUAUCAAUGAACUGAAAGUUACAAUCAAUUAAAAUAUUGUGAAUGAAUCAAAUAAUAUACUAUAGUGUAAGACUAAUUGUGUAAACUUGUAAUAAAGUAAUAGACAAAAAGCAUUGUCAUUAAGCAAUUACUUUUUAAAGCUGUGGAAAAUUUAAAUAAAAAAUCAAAGAUGAACGCAACAAUGACUUUUUGUCCUCCAAAUAUUACCUUUACUGAUAUUUGGGUAAACCAUGGAAUGUCCAAAUGCUUUAUGGACACUAUCAGUAUUGCUAUUAUUUCCUCAUAUUUAUUAAUUUUUGGUACAAUUCAACUUUGGAUGUAUCAAAAGUAUGGAACAGAAACUACUGUGACUUUAUUGUCCAGAAAUAAAUUAUACAAUGUACAAAAAUUUUUUCUUUACUUUGUUCCGAUACUUAGUAUAGUGAGAAUAAUUCUACAAGGAACAAUCUUGGAUGAUAAUAAGAUAUAUGGAUAUAUGAUUCUUACAACAGUAUUAACAAUAAUUGUAUAUCCAUAUUCAAUAUACAUACUAAAAGUAGAGAGGCACAAAUUGUUACCAAGUGUGCCACCACAAGGACACGGACUUGUAUUAUUGGGUUUCUGGACAUUAGCAUUUGUUGCAGAAAAUCUUGUGUUUGUUAAUAUUGGAAAACUUGAAUGGUGGUUUCAUUUAAACACAUUAACAGAUCAGAUUGAGAUGGCACUAUUCAUUCUACGUUAUGUCAGCAAUCUUAGUAUCUUUGCUUUAGGACUCAAAGCGCCAGGUAUUACUGGCAAUACAGAUUCUGAAUAUCAUACUUUGAAUAAUGGCCCAGCUUUACGGUCAAGAUAUUAUCAAGGUAGACCUGAGGAUACUAGUUCUACAUGGAAAAAUGCAUGGUAUAAAAUAAAAACUUUAAUACCAUUCUUGUGGCCAAAGACUUUUGUGCUUCAACUUCGUGUUAUUUUUUGCUUUGGAUUACUUAUAUUAGGACGUUUAAUUAAUUUAUAUGUACCAAUUUAUAAUAAAAAAAUUGUAAACAGUGUCACUGAUACUCCUGACUUAUUCAGAUGGGAUCUCAUAAUAAUAUAUGUAGCAUUCAAAUUCUUACAAGGCGGUGGUACAGGUGGUAUGGGAUUAUUGAAUAAUCUUAGAUCAUUUCUAUGGAUUCGUAUACAACAAUAUACAACCCGAGAAAUAGAAGUAGAAUUAUUUAGACACUUACAUGGAUUAAGUUUACGUUGGCAUCUAGGAAGAAAAACUGGAGAGGUCUUGAGAGUUAUGGAUCGCGGAACAGAUUCUGUAAACAAUCUUCUCAAUUACAUUUUAUUCUCAAUUGUUCCAACAAUUGUUGAUAUCAUUGUAGCUGUUUCAUUCUUUGUUGUUGCUUUCAACAAGUGGUUUGGCUUAAUUGUAUUUUUAACUAUGAGCCUUUAUAUAGCUGCUACAAUCUUUGUUACUGAAUGGCGUACUAAAUACCAGAGACACAUGAACUUAGCAGAUAAUGCCCAAAAAGCACGAAGUGUAGACAGUUUACUUAAUUUUGAAACUGUUAAAUAUUAUGGAGCAGAAUCAUACGAAGUUGACAAUUAUAGAAAAGCAAUAUUGGAAUUCCAAGUUGCAGAAUGGAAAUCAAUGAUAACAUUAAAUAUUUUAAAUACUUUACAAAAUAUAAUUGUUUGCAGUGGUUUACUUGCUGGUUCUUUACUUUGUUUACAUAUGGUUGUAGCCAAACAAGGUUUGACCAUUGGUGAUUAUGUAUUAUUCGCAAGUUACAUUAUACAGCUUUAUGUCCCAUUAAAUUGGUUCGGAACAUAUUACCGAGCGAUACAGAAAAAUUUUGUUGAUAUGGAAAAUAUGUUUGAUCUUUUGAGAGAAAAUCAAGAGAUUAUCGAUGCUCCAGGCGCUGGUCCAUUGAUAGUAAAGCGUGGUCAAGUUGAAUUUUCAAAUGUGACAUUUAGCUAUACACCUGAGAAAGUUAUACUAAAAAAUAUUAGUUUUAUCGUGCCAGCAGGAAAGACUGUUGCAUUGGUUGGAGCAUCUGGAGCAGGCAAAUCUACUAUUGUACGAUUAUUAUUCAGAUUUUAUGAUGUAGAACAGGGUGCUGUUUUGAUUGAUGGUCAAAAUAUUAAGACUAUCACUCAAAGUUCUUUAAGACGAGCAAUAGGUGUCGUACCCCAAGAUACAGUAUUAUUUAAUAAUACUAUAAAAUACAACAUUCAAUAUGGACGUAUUGAAGCUGCAGAUGCAGAUAUAAUAUCAGCAGCUCGAAACGCGGAUAUUCAUGAGCGAAUUCUUUCAUUUCCAAACGGUUAUGAUACACAGGUUGGUGAAAGAGGCCUUCGUUUAAGUGGAGGAGAAAAACAACGCGUUGCUAUCGCGCGUACGAUACUGAAAGAACCAGCAAUCGUACUUUUAGAUGAAGCAACAAGUGCACUCGAUACACAAACAGAACGUAAUAUUCAAGCAGCAUUAAAUCGAGUCUGCGCUAAUCGGACGACUAUUAUCAUAGCACACAGAUUAUCCACGGUGAUACAUGCCGAUGAAAUUCUUGUUUUGAAAGACGGAGAAAUCAUAGAGAGGGGCAAACAUGAAGAAUUGAUUUCUUACAAUGGAACAUAUCAUUCCAUGUGGCAGGCACAAUUGCAAAAUGAUCAAGAGGCUAUCAAAGAUUCAAAUGAUGAUGCUCCAGAGAGUGAAACAAUUUAAUUACAUUUGAUUUUGUUAAAUGUAACAAUUUAUUUAAGAAUUACAUAAAUGCGAAAAUUUACAGAGA
Molecule: messenger RNA, 3116 nt
Organism: Frieseomelitta varia
Lineage: Eukaryota; Metazoa; Arthropoda; Insecta; Hymenoptera; Apidae
Gene: Hmt-1
Product: ATP-binding cassette sub-family B member 6
Exons: 11
Coding region: 530-3049 (839 amino acids)
Biological process (GO): heme transport; transmembrane transport
Cellular component (GO): membrane
Molecular function (GO): ABC-type heme transporter activity; ATP hydrolysis activity; ATP binding
Source: RefSeq, a predicted model, not a curated record